Penicillium canescens is the source of this 783-nucleotide messenger RNA. RefSeq lists its product as uncharacterized. Lineage: Eukaryota; Fungi; Ascomycota; Eurotiomycetes; Eurotiales; Aspergillaceae. The transcript is spliced from 3 exons. The record is from RefSeq and is a predicted model, not a curated record. The coding region runs from base 1 to 783 and encodes 260 amino acids.
AUGCCUCGUCACAAGCGCCCAUUAGUAGUCCAAGCCCGCAAUCAAACUAAUCAAACAGGAAAAGGCUCUCGUCGCACAUCGUUGGAUCGAGAAACUGCCCUGAAAGUGUCUGCCGCCUGGGUGGAAUGGAUUAGGACUGGCGAAAAGAUAAUGACCAGAGAUGAGAAGCGCAUACACGAGGCCUUCGGACUAGUGGCCGACAAACAUUACACGGAUCCAUAUACCUAUACCGCUACUUUGCAGCGCGCUCAUGCCAUCGGUGGUAAGGAGCUCACCGCCAUUAUUGCCCUUGCCAUCGGCAGGUCGGCCCACAGGGAAAUGAGGAAGGAAUGGAGGAAGGAACUUCCAGCGAUACUGGCGCAGGAAAAAUGGCAUCUGUCCACCCAUAUCAGAAAAUACGUUCAUAAUCUUAAGGAUCGGCCGAUUCUAGAAGAUGAUGAUCAUUCCACCCACUUCAGCGAAACUGCCUCAGCAGUUACAGCGGCAAGCGAAUCCUCCAACGAACCCGAACUGUUAGCGACAGACCCGACACCUUCGCAACCGGCAGCCGUCUCCUUCACGCCCCAGCCGCACCAUCAGACGGAGCUUACCGGGAGCGUAUAUGAGCUUACCCCGGACGACCUCUUGGAGCUCUCAACUGGGCUCAUUACCAAAAAGCUCAGUUGCCCAGGACCUUUGUUGCUGACGGAACCCUUUCACCCGCUAGCAAAGCCAUUCCUUACCGUCCCCAUCACCACUCAACUCUGCCUCUACUUCCGCAGUCAACGCAGACAGGUUAUGUAG